Molecule: messenger RNA, 1415 nt
Organism: Staurois parvus
Lineage: Eukaryota; Metazoa; Chordata; Amphibia; Anura; Ranidae
Source: the annotation of a GenBank genome assembly
AUGCGUCCUCUCCUGUUGUGCGCUGUGCUCCUAGGAGCUCUUUUAGCAGAUGCUGCACCCUCUGAUGAUGAGAUCAAAUACUUGCCGGGGCUGAGAAAGCAGCCAUCUUUCCGCCAGUUCUCAGGCUACUUGGAUGUGCCUGGAGGAAAACAUCUCCACUACUGGUUUGUAGAAUCUCAGAAAAAUCCCAGCUCUAGUCCUCUGGUCUUAUGGAUGAAUGGAGGUCCUGGUUGUAGCUCACUGGAUGGCUUGCUGACAGAACAUGGCCCCUUUCUGAUCCAGCCAGAUGGAGUAUCACUUGAGUACAAUUCUUAUUCCUGGAACAAGAUUGCUAAUGUUCUGUACCUUGAGGCUCCAGCUGGCGUGGGCUUCUCUUACUCUGAUGACAAAAAUUAUAAGACCAAUGACACAGAGGUUGCACAUAACAACUAUUUGGCUUUGAAGAAAUUUUAUACACUUUUCCCAGAAUACAGCGCAAACGAUCUUUACAUCACAGGUGAAAGUUAUGGUGGUGUGUAUGUUCCGUCCCUGGCUGUUCAGGUGUCACAAGAUUCCACUAUAAACCUCAAGGGAAUUGCUGUUGGCAAUGGAUUAAGUAGUUAUGAAAUUAAUGACAAUUCCUCUCAUCUACUUUGCCUAUUACCAUGGAAUAGUGGGUAGCAACCUUUGGUUGGAGCUGCAGAAAUUCUGUUGUCAAGGAGGGAAUUGUCAAUUCUACAAUAACGCAGAUACAAACUGCUCCCUACGGGUCCAAGAAGCCAUGCAUGAUGUAUACAGUACAGGGCUAAACAUUUACAAUCUGUAUGAGGCAUGUGCCGGAGGAGCCCCUGGAGAGGUUCGGGAUAAAGGAGACCACAUUGCUGUGAAUUUCCCAGGGCUACUGUCCCCACACAUGCAUGCUCCCUUCAGUAAGAAGUUGCUUCUUAUAUCAGAUCUCAAUAAACCUGUGAGAUUGGACCCUCCUUGUGUGAACAGUACAGCUUCCAGCAACUUCUUGAAUGACCAAUAUGUGAGGAAGGCAUUGCAUAUAUCUCCUAAUGUCAAUAAAUGGGAGGUUUGCAGCUUUGAGGUUUAUCGAAACUAUGGUCGGAUAUAUGAGAGCAUGAAGGACCUCUACAUGAAGCUGCUUGGUGCUAUGAAAAUACCGAAUCCUAGUAUACAAUGGAGAUGUAGACAUGGCCUGCAACUUCUUGGGUGACCAGUGGUUUGUGGAUUCCCUGCAACAGAAGUUGCUAGUACAGCGUCGGCCAUGGCUUUUCAUUGAUGGAGACAAGCAGCAAAUUGGUGGAUUUGUGAAGGAGUUUUCCAACCUGACCUUCCUUACCAUAAAGGGAGCUGGACAUAUGGUGCCAACUGACAAGCCAAGCUCUGCCUUUAUCGUGUUCAGCCGCUACAUCAACAAUGAGCCAUUUUAA